Molecule: messenger RNA, 16325 nt
Organism: Ictalurus punctatus (channel catfish)
Lineage: Eukaryota; Metazoa; Chordata; Actinopteri; Siluriformes; Ictaluridae
Gene: vps13d
Product: vacuolar protein sorting 13 homolog D
Exons: 70
Coding region: 648-13796 (4382 amino acids)
Biological process (GO): protein targeting to vacuole; mitochondrion organization; protein retention in Golgi apparatus
Cellular component (GO): extrinsic component of membrane
Molecular function (GO): protein binding
Source: RefSeq, a predicted model, not a curated record
CAGGAAGCCGGAGACUCGUAUAGGUUUGACAUGUAACUGCUCGAUGAACACACCUGCACCAGGCGCUAUAAUAUUCGCUUACAGUUAAGUGAGAGACCAAUCCCGUUAACGUUUACUCAAAGCACAUUAGCACCGCCGUUUGAGCUAGUUUUAUGCCAUGGUUAAAAAGUUGCUGGUUGUUUGCUAACGAGUCAUGCUAGCUAGCUGGUGGGGCUAAGUUCAGCUCGCCGUCGCCUCUGCUGCCGCCUCUCAGUCUCAGCACACUUCUCUCUCUGUCUCAGGGUCACGGCUGAUACUGUGAGUUAUUUCAGUUUCAUUUUCAGUCUCUCGGAAAACCUGUAAACUUAUAAAAACCUGCUGUCUAAUAUGUGAAAACGAAUAGUGACCUAACGAACGGUCUUUCUCCACCGUGUCUGUUUAAGGACACAAGACGCUCAUCACCUGAAGAUUCUUCUUAUUUUAAAUCAAUGACACAAUUACAGUUGUGUGGAUUAAUCACUAAAACAAACUCCUUUCUUCUAAACCGCCUGGAGAACCGCGGUCCAUGCUCGUCCCAAUACAAUGACUUCAAAUGCCCGGAGUGAGCAUUGCUUGUAAAGCCUCUGUCCGUUGUCAUCGAGGAUCCCCUGCCACUUCUCCUUCUCACCAUGCUAGAGGGACUUGUUGCCUGGGUACUUAACACUUACCUGGGUAGAUAUGUCAGCAACCUUAACACUGAUCAACUCUCUGUUGCUCUUCUCAAAGGAGCCGUCGAGCUCGAGAAUCUUCCUUUAAGGAAGGAUGCACUCCGAGAGUUUGAUCUACCCUUUGAGGUCAAAGCAGGCUUCAUUGGGAAGAUUGUGCUUCAGAUCCCCUUCUAUCGCCCUCAUAGUGAUCCAUGGGUCAUCUCCAUGUCUCAGCUGAACCUGAUUAUUGGUCCAGCACAUCCCCAGGAAUACGAUGAAGAGCAAGAAAGGGAAGCAGAGCGGGAGCAGAAGAAACAGCUGCUCAAAGCUUUAGAGGACAGAUGGAAGAGUGAAAGCAAGCAGAAGGGUGAGUCAUACUGGUACUCAGCCACUGCAUCUGUGGUCACCAGGAUAGUGGAGAAUAUUGAGCUGAAGAUUCAAGGUGUGCACUUAAGGUUUGAGGAUGACUUCUCUAACCCAGAAAAGCCCUUUGCCUUUGGAGUAUGUAUUAAGAAUGUAUCAGCACUGAACUCCUCUAAAGAACCGACUCAGAAGCUCAUGCGGCAGAAGCAGCUGGAGAUUGAGGAGUUCAGUGUGUACUGGGACACGCAGUGCACCAUGCUCGGGGAUCUUCCUCUGGCUGAAAUACAGGAAACCAUGACCGUGUGCAUGCAAAGCAGGGAGCAUCAGUACAUAUUCGAGCCUGUGUGUGCGUCCGUAUUGCUGAGGAGAAAUGCCUCAAAAGAACCGCUACGAUCCCGCCACACGCCUCGCAUCGAGGGCCAGGUGCAGCUGGAACCCCUCUCACUCCACCUUUCUCAGGUUCAGUAUCAGCAGAUAAUGGCUUUUCUCAAGGAGCUUGACAGGCGAGAAAGGGAGAUACUUUUCCGCAAGUGGAGACCCAAAGUUUCUGUCUCAGAAAACUGCCGGCAGUGGUGGAUGUUUGCCAUCAGUGCUAACCUGGAAGAGAUCAGAGAGAAGCAGAGGCGGAGUAACUGGGACUUUGCACUUCAGCGAGCCCGCGAUGCCCAGCUCUACACAAAACUGUAUGGACAGAGGCUUAAGCUAGUUACUCUGAGUCAACAGGAGGAGAGUGAGCUUGAAAGGAUUGAGGAUGAACAGACCCUGGAGGAGUUGCAGAUUCUCCGGGAAAUUGUUCAUGAAUCAUUUCGAAAGCAGGAGGAAAUUGCAGAGUGUUCACGGGAGACCAUUUCAGACCCAACUGCUUCUUCACCUUCUGGUGCCAUUCCAAGAAGUGGCAGUUCUGGUAUGAUUCAGUAUCUGCAGUCUUGGUUUCCAGGUUGGGGUGGUUGGUAUGGAGGUGGUGAGAGAGGGCCUGAUGGCCAGCCAGUGACUGAUGAGCUCAUGCCAGGAAGUAGCCAAUGGGAUAUCUUGGCUGAAACAGAUGACCUCUUUGACCCGUUGGAAGACUCUCAAACGUUAAAUACUUUUACUCGGAGGGAUCACCUGUUUGCACGUCUGGAUUUCUCUUUAGAGAAAGCAACUGUCACUCUUUUCCAGGAAGACAAGUUGAAUCGUUUAUCCAAUGAGAGUGGUGUUAUUCAGUUGGAGUUUUCAGGAGUGAAGAUUGGUGUUGAGUCUCUGCCCCGCUCAGAGUCAUCUUUACUUUCUGUAAAGCUUGGGGGGCUUUUUCUCAGAGACCUCACCACCCAGGGAUCUAUUUUCCCUUUCUUAGUUUCAUCAAAAAACAAAAUUGCUCUCACUUUCAGUCAGCCAUUUGGACAGAGUAGUAGCACAGACAAAAGCAGCACCGGCCCUGACAUGGAAUCUUCUGCAUCACCUGUCUUUGAGAUGAUCUACGAGCGUAACCCAAUAACGAGCAGGUUUGAGAGGAGGCUAGAGGUCAAUACCAGCCCUCUCAAUAUCAUCUAUAAUCCCCAAGCUAUCAAGAAAGUGGCUGACUUUUUCUACAAGGGAAGAGUUCAUACAUCGGGCUUUGGAUAUCAGUCAGAGUUAGAGUUGAGGGUGGCUGAUGCAGUAAGGAAACAAUACAACAAGCUCAAAAUACAAACCAAAGCUGAAAUCAGGCAGACCAUAGACCAGCUGCUAGUUGGAGAGUUCAUAGAGAAUAGUAAGCGAUGGACAAUGAAAUUGGAUAUAUGUGCACCUCAGGUUAUCUUUCCUGAUGAUUUUCAAUCCAAAGACCCCAUGCUGGUGGUCGUUGAUCUUGGUCGUAUCCUUCUUACCAAUUCCCAAGAGGAUCUGAAAACAAAGUCCAAAGACUCUCAGUCAAAAGGAGAUGAGUUUAGUGAUGAGGAAUACCAAACUCCACCAGCAACACCUCCUGGGUCUCCCCCUUCUGAACCAGAGACGGAGUAUAAAGGGCAGGAGAAGUCCUCUGACCCCUCUAGCCUUAAAUCAAUGGAGGGAGCUCAGUCCUUUGGCAAGAUUCUAUACGAGAAGUAUUCCUUAUCAUUUAAUGACUUACAAAUCAUGGUUGGUCGCCACAAAGACAACUGGAUCCAUCUACAGGAGAAUGAAGUGGGGCCCACUCAUGUAGUAGAGAAAUUCAAUGUGCUUUUACAGCUGGAGCAGAGGCUGCGUUAUACCUCAAAUCCUCAGCUUCCUGGUGCAGUUCUUUCAGGUACCUUACCAGACCUCAAAAUACACAUCAACCUGGAGAAGUUGACUGCACUAAGAAGCUGCCUGGCUAGACUGGGUAGUCCAAGUGCAGAUGAGGCCAAUACGGGAGAAACCAUCAAGUCACCUGAACCUUUACCACUCCGACAUGAAAAGAUUUUUGAGAGAGAGGACAGUCAAUGGAAGCUCCAGGAGUCUGACAAAAAUCUGACCAAGAGUGUGAUGACUCUAGAACAACACACACGUGAGGUGCUUGUUGAGUCUAGACUACUCCUUGCGGAAUUCAACAUCAACUACAUGCAGCUUGGUGUUGAAAGUGAAGGGCAGUAUAUAUCUGUCCUCAAGGUGUUUGGAACAAAUGCUCAUUUUGUGAAACGGCCUUACGAUGCUGAGGUUUCCCUCACAGUCCAUGGACUUCUCCUGGUGGAUACAUUGCAGACGUAUGGGUCUGAUUUUGAUCUUCUUGUGGCAUCCCAUAAGCACCUCAGUUUUGAUGUGCCCACUGGUAGUAUAAGAGAGAGCCAGCCUACAUCACCAGUAUCACAAGAUGGGAAGUCUCCUGAGACCUCAGACUUGGGUGUGCCUUUUGAGAAAAUAUCUUCAUUCAGUUCAUUUCUUAAAGAUCAGGAGGCUCUUAUUAAACUGGAGUACCAGUUUGUCAGCUCAGACUGUCCAUCAAUGAAUUUGGAAAGCUCCCUACAGGUUACUAGCAUGCAGGUUAACAAUUUGGAUAUUAUUCUCAACCCUGAAACCAUUGUCAAGCUACUCAGAUUUCUUCAGCAAUCCUUUCCUAAAGAAGAAAGCACAUGGACUCCUUCAACACAGCAGAUGCCAUCACUGCCCAAUGAUCAGGACCAAGAGGAAAACUAUCAGUCUACUUAUGAUCAGAAUAAGGAGUUAACUGUGGAGAUCCAUCGGUUAAAUUUGCUGCUUUUGCGAACUGUUUCAAGUGGAACUGCCUUAGGCAGUGAAAAGAGGGGCAUGAAAAUUGCCACAGCCAGUAUAAAUGGGACAAAAGUCAAUGUAUCAAUGGGAAGUCGACUGGAUGUCAAUGGCUCACUAGGAUGUAUUCAGCUUGUAGAUUUGACUCAAGAAGGUGGAAGAGGUCAAUUUGUGGUCAGUAUUGGAAAUGUAGAAGAUAGUACCUCUGUAGAUGCUGUAUUCCCUAGUUCUGCAUUAAUGCCAAUUUCUGAGGCUUUAAAUUUCCACUUUUUGGAAAGGUCUCAAGGAGAAUGCUCUCUAGAGCUUCAUAUGGCAUCCCUGCACUACAAUCACUCAGCUAAGUUCUUGAAAGAGCUCAGUCUUUCUGCCAAUGAGGUAGAAGACAACUUUCGCUCCAUGCUAAAGACUGCUGCCACGAAAGUUUCAACUGUCCUGGCUACCAAAACAGCAGAAUACAGUUAUAUGGUGUCUCUCUUUGAUACCCCAUCCAGGAGAGGCAGAUCUCACAGUCAGUGCAAUUGGCCACUGGAAUCCUUUGAAGACCAUAAUGAUCCCGCUGAUCUUGAGACAGAACCAAGUGUGGACUCCUUUCUGGUCAAGCUUAUACUAAACGUCAGUAUAGAAUCUCCCGUUGUGUUCAUUCCUCGGAAACCUGGUCACCCAGAGCUUCUUGUUGGUCAUCUUGGAAGCAUUGCAAUUCAGAACUUUAUUGCAGGGCAAGACUCUGAGCGGGAGAAAUUGCAAGUUAAGGUUAAGGAUAUAAGGCUGUAUUCUGUCAACACAAGUCACCUAUUCCUGAGGAAAGGGCCCAACUCCCUUCAGUCUCCCUCUCAUAAGACUGUGUUCAACCUAGAUGAGCCACAAUUUACUCGCCAUGAUUUCUUUGAAUAUCUAAGUCGUGGAAAAGCCUUUCACAUUCUUAAAGACACCACCAUCCAAUUUACACUUGAGAAAGUUCCUGCUGUUGAAGACACACAGUUCUCCUUUCAGUCAUUUGAUGGAUCUUACCACAGUACAGGAUUACUUAGAGUUGAGGGCAAAUUUGUAAAUGCUGUUCAGGUUUUUCUUUGUAAACCUGUGUAUGAGCAGCUCCUCCAGACUCUAGAUAAUCUAUCUUUAAUCGAGGAUGAGAAACCAAUUUCUCGUCAACCUCCAACUCCGCCACCCCCUACACCAUCUUCUACCAAACCGUAUCGCUUCCCUGAUCCGCAGGGUGGGUUGUUCCCCCGAGAUCCUUCUCUCGACGUUUCUUACUCUUCAAUAUCAUCCUUCCUCUCAACCCCUCUUCCUCUCCAGAAUCACAGCUCUUCUGUCGAGCUUCGCUCUUUCACCCAGGUCAGAGCCACUUUCAAGGUGUCUGAGCUCCAGGUGCAGCUGAGUGCGGAUCUUAGCCAAGGAUCUCAGGACCUGGUUAGUCUGCGUUUCCAGGACCUGGAAGGAGAUUUCACUAAAGACCAUCCUCACACUCUGUCAAUCCAACUGGCUCUGCACUCUCUGCUAAUGGAAGACCUUUUGGACCAAAAUCCUGAAUCAAAGCAUAAGCACCUCAUGGUUUCCAGAGGAGCCCCCAAACCGUCUACCUUCAACCCUAAAGAAUACCUUUCCCAAUCCUGCCCGACAGCAUCUAGUGCUGUAUUUCCAGAAAUGCCGCGCUCACUGCCAGCUCAAAUGGAAGAAGCACAGAACGUUUUCCAGUUUUACCAGAGGCACCCCAGUACUUCUGCAUCCAGCCGGAAAAGUAAGAAGGACUCAGAAUGCCCCAGCACCCCUCCUCCAUCGCCUUCUCGCCAUACACCAUCCCCUCACCCUCUGCCAGACUUGGAUGACUCGUUGGUCCACAUCAAUGUCCUUCUGGUGGAUAGACGGCAUCCUGAAUUUCAGACACGCUACGGCAGCAUCGGUCGUAGUGUAGAUGUAGACUUCAACUGUCUAGAUGUUCUCAUCACACUGCAAACCUGGGUUGUCAUUCUAGACUUCUUCGGCAUUGGUUCGACUGCCAACAACCAUGCCAUGAAAGUGCCUAGUACUUCUCCUCAAUCCAUGUCUGGACAACCUCAUGCUGACACCGCUCUUGCUGAUUUAACAGAUGUGCUUUCUGAAAUAAAUGAAGAAGAAUCAGAGGAGAAGGUCAACACUAAGUUGGACCUGAAGGUUCAUUCUUUGUCUCUAGUGUUGAAUAAAAAGACCAACGAACUAGCUAAGGCUAGUGUGUCAAAAUUGUUUACACACUUAGAAAUGAUUGAGGGAGACCUUGCCUUCCAAGGAAGUCUGGGUAGCCUGUCACUAAGUGACCUGACCCCACAUGGAGAUCUGUACAGGGAACGCUUCACAACACGGGGUGGAGAGGCACUUAUUUUCAACAUACUCAAAUAUGGAGAACCUGACCCUUUCCUGGUACGGGAGUGUGAUAUGAAGGUGUCUCUGCAGAUGGCUUCAGUGCAGUAUGUACACACACAGCGUUUCCAAACUGAGGUGGUGGCUUUCAUCCAGCACUUCACCCAGUUACAGGACGUUCUAGGCAGGCAGAGAGCGGCCGUGGAGGGUCAGGCGGUGCGUGAGCAUCCACAGCGAGCCUCACGUGUGCUCUUGGACAUUGAGGCAGGGGCUCCUGUCCUCCUGAUUCCAGAAAGUUCCCACUCAAAGCGCCUCAUAGUGGCUAACUUGGGCCAGCUCAAAGUGCGCAACAGCUUCCUGCUUGCAGGCACCCAUGGCACUUUUUCUCUCAAAGACAAGAAUUUGAUUUUGCAUGCUCAUUCAUACAAGGACCCAUCCCACUAUAAGGAUCGUGUGAAGAAUGCUCAGCCUACUUCUGGGAAAGUGUGUGAAGAGGUGUCCGCAGACAGAGUCAAAGCCUCCAGUACCACCGUUUCUGGGUUUACAUUAGGCAAGCCUCAGCCAGUCAUGGGACACAGCUCUGAUGCAGAUACAAUUCUAAGUCCAGAGGAUCAUGUGUGUCUACUGGAUUGCAUUGCUGUGGAUCUGCAGGAGAUGGAUUUAUUUGCUGCAGAGUGGAUGCCCUGCGAACUGUGGGACAGUGGAGUGAAGCGCAUAGACACAGACCUGGUUUUCCCCUCCUAUUCAGUGCACAGGACUGGAGGUAGCCUGCUGAAGGAGCGCUGCCACCUUAAACUUAAAGUGGAACGCAACCUGGACAGGGAGUUGAGUCAUGCAGUCCCAGACAUGUCCAUCCAUGGCAGCCUGUCUUCUGUACACUGUUCCUUGGCUCUGGAGAGGUACCAGCUGAUCCGUGGCUUGCUCGAACACAACCUGGGAGAGCCUGUGGAGGAAUUCCUCAGACCUUACAACCUACAGGACCCCAGCACCUAUACGGUGCUGAGUGGUGAUGUAUAUACAGGUCUCUCUUUCUUAGUUGACAUGAAGAAUGUCAGUCUGGAGUUGCUGGAUGGCUCCAAAUCCUCUGGACAUAAGCAGUCUUUGGCCAGGUUCGACUUUAUGAAAUCCAAGUUGCUGUUUGAGAGUUUCUCUGACGGAUCCAAGUCUGUGAACCUGGUGUCUCAUUCGCUUUUGGCUUACGACACUCGUUAUAGUGGGUCCAACAAGGCCACAGAGAGAAAGCACAAUGUAUUUGACUGCAUUCUGCAGCCCUCUAGAACAGGCACCAAUCGAGCUUCCCUGCAACUGGAGCUACAUUACAGAUCUACCCGGGAUUCCUCAUGUUUCACUGUGGUGCUAAACAACCUGCGAGUGUUCUUGAUUUUUGACUGGCUUCAGCUAGUCAGGGAUUUUCUGCAUACGUCUGUGGAGAAGGGAGAAGCACCUACCCGCCAGCGCUGGCCCAGCAGCAGCAGUGACCCAGGCACGACAGGUGCUGUCAUGCCCAAAACGGUCAAGAGUGGAGUAGUUACAAAACGCUCCACUGUUCCUGUCACUCAGGACAGAUAUCUGGAGGUUAAACUUAAUGCAACAGGGACUGAGUUUGUGGUUGUGGAAGACUCGUCAUGUUCAGACACCAAUGCCAUCAUUCUGAAGGGCACUACUGUCCUCACCUACAAGCCUCGUCUUCUGGACAGACCAUUCUCUGGCAGUUUGGCUGGAAUUGAAGUGUAUUCCUGUCGGCUGGGCAGUGAGCAGGAGACGGCGCUGUCUAUUAUUGAUCCUGUCAAUGUGCAGGUUGAGCUCUGUGGCAGUCCUACCUAUCAGAGUAGCUCGGGCCUGCUGGAUGCCUUCAACAUAGAAGAUUUUCCUCCACUGCUAGAGAUCCAGUUUCCUGCUCUGGAUAUCCGGCUGUCCUACAACGAUGUGCAGCUCUUUCUGGCUAUUGCUAAGUCCAUCCCCACUGGCUCCCCAAGUGUCACUGACCCUGCCUUUGCCUCCCAGGCAGUCCUGUCCACCGCAAGCCCAGAGACUUCCACCAAACCAAAAGACAGCUUCAGGCAUCGGACAGAAGCCCUAUUGGAAAGUCAGCUAACACGUCUUCAGGAUCUGGGAUUCAGGAGGGAAGAUUGCAGACGAGCUCUCAUUCAUUGCACAGGUCAGUUGGAUCAGGCUGCCACAUGGCUGCUAGAAAACGCAGAGAGCAUUUCUGGCAGGAACAGAGCCGACUCUGAUUCCGGCUCCCACUCAUCUCCCCCUUUGUCUGGGGUGGAGGUCAAGGCUGAGAGUGUUUGCAUCUGCUUCAUUGAUGACUGCUUGGAUUGUGAUGUCCCCCUGGCUGAACUCACCUUCUCACGGCUGUCUGUGCUGCAGAGGAUUGGAUCUACACAGGAAGGAAAAGCUAGUUUCACUCUGUCUGGAGAUUACUACAACAGGGAGCUCUCAGGCUGGGAGCCAUUUAUCGAGCCCUGGCCCUGUGUCCUGAAUUGGCAGCAGCAAGCGGCAGGCCGGCUCCAUCCUUCUCGCCUGAAACUAGGGGUACAAGCCAAGCAGAGACUAGACAUGAACAUCACCUCCGUCUUACUCGACCAGUACAGCACCACCAAGACUUCGUGGUUAGCAGACUACUGUAAGGAAGACGAACAGUCGCCACAGUCCUCCGCCUCCGUGUCUUGGAUGGGUUCCUCCGUGGACCCCCCCACUUUUGGACAGACGGAAGUGAAGUUGUCUAAAAGGAGGCAGCCGUUCAUACCCUAUGCCCUGCGCAAUCAUACUGGCUGCACUAUGUGGUUUGCCACCCUCACCACCACCCCAACCAGGGUGGCACUGUCUCACAGCAGUAGCGCCGACUCUAUAUCAGAUGUGCAUGGGCCUGGGACAGAUGACACACACAACAUCAGUCAGUGGACAGAGGUGCUGCCAGGGCAGGAGAUUCCUUUUGAGUUUGAGGCCCGUGAGAAACUUAGACACAGACACACCCAUGAACUAAAGCUGCACCAGCUCCUGGUACGUGUUGGAGGCUGGGAGCAGGUAAAGCCCGUCUCAGUUGAUAAGGUCGGUGUAUUCUUCCGCUACGCUGCUCCUGAUCGCAACAACCCCUCCAACACGGUUGGUAGUCCAAUCAGCAGAACAAAUAUCAUACAUCCCCAUGUAUAUUUUUCAGCCUUGCCCCCGGUCCGAGUGGUGUUCUCCAUCACUAUGGAGGGUAGUGCACGCAAGGUAAUCACUGUACAGUCUGCUCUCAUGUUGAAAAAUCGCUUAGAAGUGCCCAUGGAGAUACGGCUAGACAGCCCUUCUGCUCCAGACAAGCCUGUUGUGCUUCCACCUAUCCUGCCUGGAGAAGCUUUGGCUAUCCCUCUUCACCUGACCUCAUGGAGACUGCAGGCUCGGCCUAAAGGCUUGGGACUGUUUUUCUGUAAGGUUCCCAUCCACUGGACCAGUGUGGAGCGUCCUGGCGAGGUCAGCAGCAGCAAGAGGGAGUGCCAGUCAGCUGACUUUGACGACCAACACAAACGUAGCUUCAGGUUUUGCGUGGUUAUCAAGAAGGAGAAUUAUCCUGAUCAACAGCCGGCUAAAAUGGUCACUGGUAGUGCUAAGCAGAUUUACAGACAGCCAGGUCACACCAUCUACCUGUUACCCACCUUAGUGCUGACUAAUCUGCUGCCCUGUGACCUCAACUACUACGUCAAAGGGACCUCAAUCAAGGGAAACAUCAAGCCAGGCAAAGAGGCAGUGCUCCAUGCUGCAGACACCACACAGAACAUAGAGUUAGGUGUUCUUCUGGAGAACUUCCCAGUCUGUAAGGAGCUGUUGAUUCCCUCUGGCACUCAGAACUACGUGGUGCGCAUGCGUCUGUAUGACACAAACAAGCGGCUGCUGUGUCUCAUCAUCCGCAUCAUUCUUCGAGCAGAUGGGGCGCUCAAGAUCCUCAUCUCCGCCCCUUAUUGGCUCCUGAACAAGACGGGGCUGCCUCUGAUCUUCCGCCAGGACAACAGCAAAACAGAUGCUGCUGGGCAGUUUGAGGAGCAUGAGUUAGCCCGGAGCCUGAGUCCACUCCUUUUCUGCUACACAGACAAAGAACAGCCUUUAAUGUGCACUAUGCGUGUUGGGAAAGGGAUCCACCCAGAUGGUGUUCCAGGCUGGUGUCAGGGUUUCUCACUAGAUGGUGGAAGUGGAGUCCGAGCAGUUAAAGUAAUCCAACCUGGGAACAGACCGGGGCUCAUCUAUAAUAUAGGAAUUAAUGUCCGAAAAGGGAAGGGACGCUACCAGGACACCCACAUUGUGACUUUUGCACCUCGCUAUCUGCUUGACAAUCAGUCUUCGCACAAGCUGGCUUUCUCCCAAAGAGAGUUUGCUAGAGGAAAGGGCACAGCAAAUCCCGAGGGCUAUAUCUCCACUCUGCCAGGCUCUAGUGUGGUGUUCCACUGGCCCAGGAAUGACUACGACCAACUCCUUUGUGUCCGACUCAUGGACGUACCCAACUGCACCUGGUCUGGGGGGUUUGAAGUCAACAAACCCAAAUCAUUCCAUGUCAAUAUGAGGGACACAUUGGGUACUUGCUACUUUCUCCUUGCUGAAAUUGCCUUGAAAGGAGCGACCUAUCAUAUUUCAUUUAGUGACACAGACCAGCUGCCUUCACCUUUCCGCAUAGACAACAUGUCAGAGGUGCCGAUCCAGUUCUGGCAGUACGAAGUGCCAGAUAUCAGACUGCACACCGAAGUGAAAGCUGGAGCGGUACAGGACUAUGCCUGUGAUGAGCCCAUUCUUCCUCCUUACCUUACACUGACUGUAAAAGGAGCUGGCUCCUCUGAGGUCACUGCUGACAUGAACUGCUUUAGAGAGUACAACAAACUCUACUAUGAGAACUUCAUUUACAUCGCUGCAACUUUCACAUUCUCUCAGGAUGCAAGUAAAAGACCAGGAGCGAUGAAGCAUGAUGUCAGCUGUGCUGAACUAGUGCUCGAUGUUGAGACAAAGACACAGAGAGUCAUACUAAAGAAAAAGGAGCCAGGAAAGCGCUCUCAGCUGUGGAGAAUGAGUGGAAAAGGAAUGCUUUGUCAUGAGGGUUCCUCUCCCCCUCAGAGUAAACCUGCCCAACCCCGACCUCUUGACUACUAUAUGGUGCUGGACAUCGCUGGGCUUGCUGCAGUCACAGACAACAGCUACGAGCCAUUGAUGCUGAAGAGGCCAGAUCCUCGCCGCAGUACUACCCAGACAUGGCACUUUUGCUCUGGCAUGCUGACUUGUGGUUUACCCAGACUUGUGGUACAGGUGAAUGGAGGAGUCUCAGGUCUAUAUGAUGGUGCAGAGGUGGUGCUCGGGCCGGAUUCGGGUCUGCUUGAUAAGCCCCCAGAACAGCAGUUUAUUAAUCAGAAGAUGAGGCCUGGCUCAGGGGUGCUGUCUGUGCAGGUCCUCCCUGAUGGACCCACUCGUGUAUUGCAGAUCAGUGACUUCAAUCAGCGGCGAAUAAAUAGAACAUCUCCCAGCACGGAGGAGAAUCAGAACAAGGAGAACACACAGGAAAAGGAUAAAGAGGAGGAACUUGAGGUCCUGAUAAACUUGGAGGAUGGAGUAGGUCUGUCUCUUGUAAACAAGGUGCCUGAGGAGCUGGUGUUUGCCACACUAUCUGGCAUCAAUCUGCACUUUACACGCACUGCUGCCAGCCAGGUCCUGGAGCUCAGUGUGAAGACAAUCCAGGUGGAUAACCAGCUCCUGGGCACCACACAGCCAGUGAUGCUGUGUUUAACUCCCAACUCCACUGAUAGCAGUGUAGUAGUGGAUUCUGGACCUGCUCUGCAAGUCAAUGCUGUCAAAGUGCCCAGCAGUCUCAUGCUUACAGAGCUCUUCAAGCAUCUUAUGGUCACUGCUCGGCGCUUCACUGUCAUCAUAGAAGAGAAACUCUUGCUCAAGCUGCUGGCAUUCUUUGGCUAUGGGAAAACAGAAGGAGAGGAAAGGGGGUGUGUUUCAGAGGUCGAGAAGUUGGAUGAGAACCUGUAUGAGAAGCCCAGUGAGGAAGCAGGACCUCGAAAACGCUAUUACUUUGAGAACCUGAAGAUCAGUCUCCCCCAGGUUAAACUAAGUGUCUUCACUUCACACAAGCUGCCUCCAGACCUGAAGACUCUAAAGAGAACUCUGGGAAUCCCACUCAUCAGAUUUGAGGAUGCAGUCAUUAAUAUGUAUCCCUUCACUCGGGUCCACCCAUACGAAACCCAGGAGAUUAUCAUCAAUGAUAUACUCAAGCACUUCAGAGAGGAGCUGAUAAGCCAGGCUGCUCAGAUACUGGGCUCAGUGGACUUCUUGGGCAAUCCCAUGGGCUUGCUAAAUGAUGUCACAGAGGGCAUGUCCGAACUAAUCAAGUACGGAAACGUAGGAGGCCUGAUCCGCAAUGUAACACAUGGGGUCUCCAACUCAGCAGCUAAGUUUGCUGGUACCCUUUCAGAUGGACUUGGGAAGACCAUGGACCACCGACACCAGAGCGAGCGAGAGUACAUCCGUUAUCAUGGCGCGACCAGCGGGGAGCACUUAGUGGCGGGCAUUCAUGGGCUUGCUCAUGGUAUUAUCGGUGGCCUGACUAGUGUGAUCACAUCCACCGUGGAAGGCGUGAAGACGGAGGGUGGCGUAACCGGCUUUUUCUCGGGUCUAGGCAAGGGCCUGGUUGGGACGGUGACCAAGCCAGUGGCAGGGGCGUUAGAUUUUGCCUCAGAGACAGCACAGACCGUUAGAGACAUGGCCAGUCUGAGCAACCACAGGCUGAGUGUACAGCGGGUGAGAAAACCCCGCUGCUGUAAGGGCCCUCAGGGUCUGCUGCCCCGCUUCUCCGCCAAGCAGGCCGAUGGACAGGAGCAACUCUUUCACCUCACAGAUAACAUCCACUCUGAAUACUUCAUUGCUGUGGAGCCCAUAGACACCUACUGUGUGCUCAUCUCCUCUAAAGUCGUAUACUUCAUUAAGCCUGGGGAAUAUGUGGAUCGGGAAGCCAUUUUCCUGGAGGUAAAAUAUGAUGAUCUUUACCACUGCCUGGUGUCCAAAGAUCAUGGAAAAGUGUAUGUUCAGCUCACCAAGAAAGCUGAAAGCACUAGUAGCGGUGUAGCCAUUCCUGGCCCAUCACAUCAAAAGCCCAUGGUUCACGUAUGUAGUGAGAGCCUGGCAGUGAAGAUCUCGCAAGAAGUGAACUAUGCCAAGAGCCUUUACUAUGAGCAGCAGCUCAUGCUACCCCCCAGUGAGAAUGAAGAUAGUUUACUACUGGACUCCUGAUGAAAUUAACUUGCAUUUGGUAGAUGUCUGUUUAUUUUUCAUGCACUGUUUUUAAGGCAUACAUGAGGAAUGAGUAUGCACAUUCAGGCAGACAUGCUCUCACUAUAGGGUUUGUGUCAUGUCUACUGUAAUAAUUCACCAUCAAGCACAUUUAACUAGAAAAUAUGCAAGAUUUUACUUCUCUGUUAAACAUAGAAGAUUGUUAUUUUGUUUUACAGUAACAACUAAUCUUGUAUGUUUGUUUAUAGGGCAGUUAUGGCCAGUAUGACACUAUUGUCCAUGUACAUAUUGUGGAGAAAUUUGAGAGACAAGAUUAAUGUACAAAACUGCCUUUAAAAUAGUUUUCUAUAUAAGUGAGAGAAUUGUGUGGAUGUGGAAAUUGCACUGAUGUAGAUGUAAGAAACUGCUGCUGCCCUCACUGAUUACUGUAGCAUAAGUAUAGUUUUAUAUUAUAUAUAUAUAUAUAUAUAUAUAUAUAUAUAUAUAUAUAUAUAUAUAUAUAUAUAUAUAUAUAUAUAUAUAUAUAUAUAUAUAUAUAUUACAUUACACACACACACACACACACACUGUUAACAGCUACAGGGAAGUGUAAAUAAUAUCUUGCUGCACAUUUACCACUCAUUAUGUCGAAGAGCCCUGACAAGGAAACCUUUCGAAUUUUAUUUAUUUAUAUCACUUUUCCUUCUAUAACUCAUUUUCUGUGAUCGUGGCAUUUGAAAAAAAUUAAAUCUUGUAACUCUUCAGUGAUAAUAUAUAUAUUUGACACGCAAACCAUGCACCAAAGUCUGUAGCACAGAAUGUUAUGAGACUCAAUAAUCAUUUAAUCACUACACUAAUACUUUGACAUUUGGCCUGGACAUGAAAUGCAUUGCUUUUGUUACAAAUAAAUUAUUGUUAAUCUGCAGAGGUUGCAAGUGCAGGAUUGUGCAAGCUGUGGUGCCUUUUUUUUGUUGCAGGUGUUUUUUGUUUUUUUUUUUCUCCCUUAAUUGUUAGAUCUUCCUUUCUUUUACAUCAUACCUUAUUAUUUAUACCUCUGAUUGAUUCUGAUUUUCAAUUAUCCAUUGUCUACCACUACAAUUUAUUUGUGUAGCAGCCUGGGAAAACCAUUCACACAUCAAAUUUUCAACAAUGUGAAAUUCUGAAAAGUGCAAGUUUUUCUGAGCUGAAAUGUGUGUUUCUUUUAUACAUCUUAACCGCAAGUAAAGUUUUCAAUUCUGGUUAGGCCCAAGAUUCAGUUCCAGUUUCACUUAAGGCACACCAGUGCAUUCAUUGUCUAAAAGCAAUUACUGAUUUUAUUUGCAUUUAAUUUAACAUGCAAUAAAUAAGAUAUACAAAUUAUAAUAUAUUAUCUAUUACAUGUUUUAUCACAUAAAACCACCUUGAUCACUUCACUUCAGAUUGGCUAAAAUUGUUGGCUAAAAGUUGGAUAUAAUUUUAUUAGGCAAUUUAAAUUUGUUGUCCAUUUUCAUAGAGCGUGUAAGUGCUCUGCUCUGUUUUGAUGAUGAUGUGAAGGUGCAACAGUGUUGCAGCCAUUUUGACAGCAGGAAACUGUUUACAAGCUAAUUUUAUUAGACUUGUGUACAUUUUGCUACAGCACAUAAUGAAGCAUCCAGCGACCUGAUCAAAGCAUGACCUUCGUGCUGUGUGAGGAAAUCACACUUAGCUAGCAAGGUUUUAGACAUCUUUAGUAGACUGACUGCUUUUAUUGCUGUGUUUGUUAAACUGGCUCCUUACCCAACAUGAUCUUUAUAGAAAACCUAGGCAAGAAUAUAAAGUAAAUAGCAAUAUUUCCAUGAUGUUUUGGUGAAAUAUAUUUGUUUUCUUAAAUAGAAGAUACAUCAAAGUAUAUCAUUGGCCGUUUUCUAGAAUUCAGGCCCUGCGAUAUCCGAUGGGUUUUCCCAGACCACCACACACAAGGGAAAAAAUUGUAAUUUACUGACGAUUUUUUUUUUAUUUCAUUUUUUUUUCUGCACAUUGUUUUCAUUUCUAACUGUAUCAUACCACUGCUAUUAAAAUCAUUUCAACUACACUGAUCUAUGCAUAUACAUACGUUAAGUUUACAAGUUAGUAUUUGUAUGUUAACAGGUUUACGAACGACCAAAGACAAGACUUUGAAAUGAAUUAAUUCAUCCUUCUCUCUUUUACUCAUGAUAGCCUAGCCAUCUACCGACUACUCCAAAUGUAGAAGAAUGUCAGGUUUGAGUGAGUUGUUUUUCCUCAUGUUGUGAUAAAUUAAUAGGAAUUUCUCUUAUGCGUACUUUAGUCAGCUUGGACACUAUUCCAGUAACAAACUCAACAAAUUUGAAGGGUGUUUUAUUUACAUUUAGUAGUAUUGUAGACUUUCCCUACAUAAGUGAGUGGACUAAGAGGAUACAUGUGAUGUACCAGUUCAGUGCAGCAGUGUGAAAUGAUAGUAGGAAAAGACAACUGCCCAGAAAUGUCAGGUGAAUCACAGAUUGUAUAAAUCUCAUAUUGCUUUAAGUGUAUAUAUUGUAAAGCCUAAUAAAACUUGUGGUUUUUAGAUUCAAA